AUGAAUGUUUAUUCAUUCUUCGAAGUCCGUACGGAUCCUGAGGUAGUCCUCAGCUUACGAGUUUGCAUGAGGAUGUUCAAAUUGUCUAGGAGCUUCAAAAUAUCAGUGAUCAUUUUGAUUUCAAAUUUUGAUUUAUUUUUAAGGACAUAUAGGGGGCAGAGAGUCGCAUGA
Sclerotinia sclerotiorum 1980 UF-70 is the source of this 171-nucleotide messenger RNA. RefSeq lists its product as hypothetical. The transcript has a single exon. NCBI's taxonomy places the organism in Eukaryota, Fungi, Ascomycota, Leotiomycetes, Helotiales, Sclerotiniaceae. Bases 1 to 171 code for a protein of 56 amino acids. The record is from RefSeq and is a predicted model, not a curated record.